Messenger RNA from Hemisphaericaspora subhashii, 873 nucleotides. RefSeq lists its product as uncharacterized. The record is from RefSeq and is a predicted model, not a curated record. The transcript has a single exon. Gene Ontology annotation, cellular component: cytoplasm. Gene Ontology annotation, molecular function: zinc ion binding. NCBI's taxonomy places the organism in Eukaryota, Fungi, Ascomycota, Pichiomycetes, Serinales, Debaryomycetaceae. The coding region runs from base 1 to 873 and encodes 290 amino acids.
AUGUCGUCAGUAACUAAUCUCUUUAUUGAUAAAUCAAAAGCACCAACAAAAGAUCAAGGUAUAAUAGACAUAGGGAAAAACUGUUCCUAUUGUAACCAACUAGAUUUCCUUCCCUUUGUAUGUGAAUUCUGUAAAGAAACUUUCUGUUCUCAACAUAGAAAAAUAGAUCAACAUGACUGCAUAAACAAACAUAAAUUCGAUCAACCACCCUCAAGUUCAAGAUCUGCCAGUCCAUAUCCUCCAGUUUCAUCCAAAACCUUAUUUCCUGAUCGUGAGGCGGAUAAGAAGAAGAUUGAUGAGAAGUUGGCCAAAAGUCAGAUAAGGCCCACUAAUAUUGUGGAAAAGCUGUUUAGAGUAGGUGAUGUAGCUGGUAAUAAUGCAUUUAAGAAGUUUCAAAAGUUUUUAUCAUUGCAUAAAUCAAAAGAUAAAUCAGGUAGAACGAUAUCUAAGUUAUUCGGUAAAAGCAGUUCUAGUAGCUCUAGCAAUACAGCUACGGCGAUUGCAAAGAGUAAAUAUGCUGAUUUGGCAUUACUUAAGAAACUGGCAAGGGGUGAUAGUAAGAUUGGAGUUGCUGAUAAGUUAUAUAUUUGGUGUCUAUAUAUUAAGAAUCCCGAAGAUAAGUCUAUAAAUAUUGAAAAGGAUCGUAAACCAUUGUACAUAUCCAAGAAUUGGGUAGUUGGAAGAUCUUUAGAUUCAAUUGCUGAUAAUUUACAUAUUCAAAAUAUAAAUAAUUCAACAUCUGAAGCUAACGAGAAAUUGAAUAUUUUUAAAUUGGAUGAUAAAGAUGAACCUAAACUUAUACCAACUUCAAUUAAAUCUUCCGCUGCAUUUGCUAAUGGAGAUACAUUAUAUUUAGUUAGAGGUACCAUUUAG